This is a messenger RNA of Durusdinium trenchii, 684 nucleotides long. NCBI's taxonomy places the organism in Eukaryota, Dinophyceae, Suessiales, Symbiodiniaceae. The record is from the annotation of a GenBank genome assembly.
AUGAAGUCAUGGAUCAUAGCUCAGUCCGCGUGCGGUCUUGUAGAGAUCGCCCCGAGUGCGUUCAUUUCCCUUUGUGUUCCAGGAGGCAGUCCAGCAGGUGUGCGGGACUCGGAGCCAGAGCCGGGAAGCUUCUUCACCGUGGGGGUGGAUACCGACCGGAGGCGGUUGCCAUUGGGCCUGGCGUUCGACUUCAUGGACAUCAAUGUCUGCUUGGUGGCCAAAGUUGCCUCUCCUUCUCUGAUCCAUUCAUGGAAUCAGAAAUGCGCUCCCCAUGAAGUGGUGAGACCACGGGACCGCCUGGUGAAGGUUAAUGGCCGCUGUGCCGAGGAUGCUGAGAGGCUGGCCAAAGAGCUGGCUGAGGGACUGGGGCACCAGGCGCACGCGUUGUUGGAGUUUCAGCAUCCAGUCGUUUCGACGGUAAAGAUUGUGAAGAAUGGUCAAGCCCUUGGUCUCAGCCUUCACUACGCCUUGUCAGAGAACAAGAUAGGGGGCCUUUGUGUCAAGAGCGUGAACGAAGGAUUGGUGCAGGCCCAAGGACUCGGCAUCACAGCCGGGCAGCGAGUGAUUGCCAUGGACGGCGAAGAAAUGUCGGUGGAGCAGAUGUUGCAGAAGCUGAGGGAAGCCAAGGAAUUUGCUCUCACCGUGCUCUCGUGGGAGGACACCCGCUCUUCCCACCAAGAAUGA